Molecule: messenger RNA, 1130 nt
Organism: Apis dorsata (giant honeybee)
Lineage: Eukaryota; Metazoa; Arthropoda; Insecta; Hymenoptera; Apidae
Gene: SkpA
Product: S-phase kinase-associated protein 1
Exons: 3
Coding region: 277-765 (162 amino acids)
Biological process (GO): SCF-dependent proteasomal ubiquitin-dependent protein catabolic process
Cellular component (GO): nucleus; cytoplasm
Molecular function (GO): cullin family protein binding
Source: RefSeq, a predicted model, not a curated record
ACGCGGUAUUGUAGUGCCAUCUUGCGCCAGCUUUAAUGUAUUAUACGGAAGUCACGUUCCCUCCAUACCAGAAACUACGAAGUGGAAAAAGAAAUAGCAGAAUAAGGACGUAAAUAGGGUUUCGACGCAUCGAAAAGGAUAGAAAACGAAUAUUAAGUUGAAGCGAGAGAAUAAAAACGGAGCAAUAGAAAGCAGGAGAACAAGUGCCUUCUGCUGAUCAACGGUGUAGCAAAUUAUUCGAUAUUUCUCUACAUUGUCUACAACAAGCAUUUUACGAUGCCUAAUAUCAAGCUACAAAGCUCCGAUGGUGAAGUCUUUGAGGUUGAUGUCGAUAUUGCAAAAUGUUCUGUUACGAUAAAAACCAUGUUGGAAGAUCUUGGAAUGGAUGAGGACGAAGAAGAAGUUGUUCCUCUUCCAAAUGUUAAUUCUGCUAUUCUCAGGAAAGUGAUACAAUGGGCAACUUAUCAUAAAGAUGAUCCACCUCCUCCUGAAGAUGAUGAAAACAAAGAGAAACGUACUGAUGAUAUAAGUUCUUGGGAUGCAGAUUUUUUGAAAGUUGAUCAAGGAACAUUGUUUGAAUUAAUUUUGGCAGCUAAUUAUCUUGAUAUUAAGGGAUUGUUAGAUGUAACAUGCAAAACUGUUGCUAAUAUGAUAAAAGGUAAAACUCCAGAAGAAAUUCGGAAAACAUUCAAUAUAAAAAAUGAUUUCUCUGCAUCUGAAGAAGAACAAGUUCGCAAAGAAAAUGAAUGGUGUGAAGAAAAAUAGAUUAAAAUAUUCAUAAACAUUUGAUUUCUUGAUUUUUGAAAAAUUCAUUUCCAGUGUGUUCAAAAAUUUAAUAGUUAAUACACUAUUUGCAUUGUUUUAGAUAAUUCAUAAGAAUGGUCACAAUGCUUUACUUAUAAUACUUUCAAUGCACCAAAUAGUGAUUACAUUAUAUAAAUGGAUUAUUUCUUCCAAGAAAAAGUUGUAUUAAUGUGUUUAUUGUUUAUUUAUUUCAAAUUUCUAGUACAAUAUCAAAUAAUAUUAUAUUAGCGUAUAAUAAUGAAAGUUUAACAAACAAAUUAUCAUUUUAAUAAUUAUUAUUGGAAGUUAGGAGUAUAUUAGAUCUGAAUAAAAAUUGUGUUUCAUUU